Pseudozyma flocculosa PF-1 is the source of this 1137-nucleotide messenger RNA. RefSeq lists its product as uncharacterized. The transcript has 2 exons. Bases 1 to 1137 code for a protein of 378 amino acids. Lineage: Eukaryota; Fungi; Basidiomycota; Ustilaginomycetes; Ustilaginales; Ustilaginaceae. Gene Ontology annotation, cellular component: Golgi apparatus. The record is from RefSeq and is a predicted model, not a curated record.
AUGAGCAAGAACUCGAUCAUGAGCGGCAGCUUCAGACAGCCCUACGGCCCACCACCGCCGGCGCAAGGCAUCUCCCGCCUCUGGUCCUGGAUCCCCAGAUCGUGGUCCUGCCGCCUCUUCCUCCUCAUCACCCUGGGCGAGGCCGCCGUCAACAUCUCGAUCGAAGGCGUCCUCCUCGCCCGGUAUCGUCUCCACAAGCAGAUCACCACCGGCACCGCCAGCGUGCUCGAGGGCGCCAAGUCCCAGGCGCUCCCCGUCUUUGUCAUGGUCUUUGCCAUCGCGCACGCCUACCAGAUGCUCCUGGCCAUCGACGCCGUCGUCAACCGCAACACGAUUCUGGUCAUCAGCCUGCUCGUCUUCAACCUGUGCUUCCUCGUUUACUCCGUCAUCCAGAUCCAGGAGAUCCGGGACGUGCUCGGCGACGGAGUGCUCGAAGGCAGCGCGCAGACGGUGCCCGUCCAGAUUCUGACGGGCGCCAUCCCGAUCGUGAUCGGCGUCGCCGAGAUCGCGUUCAUCAUCCUCGGCUGGCAGAUGUGGAAGGAGUUUGGCUGGCAGAUCUACAAGAAGAUUGGCGCCGACCGCGGCCUCAAGCGCGCCUACCUCCACUACCAGAUCUUCCUCGCCCUGCUCAAGUUCGACUUCUUCAUCUUCAUCGCCUUCUGCAUUCAGCUCAUCCUCGUGGUGCAGCAGAUUGGCCUGGCGGAGCGCAUCAUCACGAUGGUCUCGGCGCCCUUUACCCUGAUCAUCCUCUGCUUUGCCAUGUGGUCGGUGCGCCAGGAGCUGCGGUGGGGCAUGUCGCUCUUCACCGUCGGGCUGGCGGGCGCCAUGACCUACUUCAGCUACAAGCUGAUCCGCAUCUGGCAGGGGCGGACGGGCCUCUACCAGGAGGUCUACAAGAGCCUCACGACGUUUUCCGUGCUGGCCAUUCUCAUGAUCCUCGUGACGGUGGCCAUGACGAUACGGUGCACGCGCAACUUUGACCGCGGCCUCAAGAACGCCAUCGGGCGGCACUCGCGGGAAAAGCAGAUGGCGCGACAGCAGGGCCUCAUUGUCGGCUACGACGGCAAGGCGCUGACGCCGCUCGGCGACGGAAGCACCAGCGUGCUGCACCUGCAACCACGGCUCAGCAUCGAUUGA